Messenger RNA from Misgurnus anguillicaudatus (oriental weatherfish), 2368 nucleotides. RefSeq lists its product as uncharacterized. The record is from RefSeq and is a predicted model, not a curated record. Gene Ontology annotation, biological process: regulation of transcription by RNA polymerase II; cellular response to lipopolysaccharide. NCBI's taxonomy places the organism in Eukaryota, Metazoa, Chordata, Actinopteri, Cypriniformes, Cobitidae.
CCCUACAAUCAACACAUGCGGUACAGUCACUUACAACACACGUCACGUCUUAUAUCGGUUGGAUUUCGAACCAGGUUAGGACUUCAAGUAAUAAUCAGAUUUUAAGGAAUCAUGGAUGAAAGUUUACAGUCUUCACUAUCAGAAGAGGAUUCAUUAAACAAAGAGCAAUCUUUACCUGAGGAAAACAAUGAACCCAGAACAACACAUCAGUCUGAACAGGUGGAGGAUACAACACAGGUGGAGUCAUCACUGUGUGGAGGAGAGGAGUUAACCCUCAUCACAGAAAGCAUGUCUAUCACCUCAUCUGAUGAAGAGAAACUUCAACUCCUCAACAAAAACACUGAACUCCGCCGACUCAACAAAGAGCUGAUGAAACUGAAUGAGGAGUGGGAUCAUAUCUAUCACAGCACAAGUAUUGGUCUCCAGCAGCGUGUAUCAGCUCUUGAAGAGGAGAGCUCAUCCCUAAAACAGCUUAACAGCAGACUUCUCCUCAAAGUCGAACAUGAACAGAAUAAGAGGGAGUAUUACGAGCACACGUUAAUGCAGGAACUGAAGAAGAACCAGCACCUUCAGGAGUACAUCAGACUGCUGGAGAGUCGCCUGCACCAGACUGACAUCAACCAAUGGACUUUAGGGACACAAAAGAUCACAGAUGUUGCUGCUAAGCCUUCUGUAGAUGUGCGGUCCACUUCUGGGCUUUCUGUGUCCACAAGUACAAAAUCCGGGCGUAGACUGUCUGGCAUUGGACAGGAGAAUGACAGCAAUGCCGGGAGAGAAGUGCGGGAUCUUAAGGAACAGCUGGAGGCUCUGCGGUGUCAGACAAAAAUUUAUGAGGCUGAUUAUAAAACUGAACAGAAGGAUCACGCGCGUAUGCUGCAGGAGAAUAAGAGGCUGCGGCGCAGAGAGGGAGAGAUGCGUCAACAGAUGGCGCUGUUGCACGAGCAGCUAAAGGUGUAUGAAGAUGACUUUCAGAAAGAGCAUUCAGACAAGCGCAUUCUCCAGAAGUUGUUGAUGAAUAAAACACCUGCCAUUAAAGAUCCCAUCCUGGUACAUCGCUGCAAUAAUGAUCAAGAUGUUUGCAGAACAGAGAGAAGAAAACAGAAAGAAGAGCGACGGGUCGGACACGUCUGUCCAAAACAUUGUGAACAUCACAGGCAGCUGGACUUUCCCUGAACAAAAACUCAUUAAAGCAUUAUUUUUGUACGACCAAAAUAAACUAAUAUAUUUAUUUUUUAAUUUUUGUGUUAGAUUGAUCAAAAUAUACUUAUUUUUGUAAUAUUUUGCACUAGAAUUGCAUGUGAACAGUAAAUGAAAAUUUCAACAGCCAUUGGAUCAGCCCAGUGACUGAGAAGAUGAAACUCAAACAUGACACGUCAAACAAUACUUUACAUGUGAAAACUCUGUUAUCUUAAUAAGCUCUUUCAUUGAUAUGCUGUUUAUUUACUUUGAUGCUGAGUUACUGAGUACAUGAGAUAUAAAAUAUAGUCCCAGACCUUUAAGUCUUUGGUUAAUCAUUUAUGAUCUAAUACAAUUUAACCAAAACAAAUAACCAUAGUGUUAAUGUCAUUUUAAAGACUUUAAUGACAUAUAUAAAGUAUUACUAAGAGGAAACAUGAAGAAGUUAUUACUGCUUUGACCGUAAGGAAAGAACAGAAGAAUCAAGUUUCUGCACUGAGGCCAUUCAGAAUGAUUAACUGGGUUUUUCCAGGGUAUGUGCUCACUAUUGUUAUGUUAUAUAUUCACACAUAUAGGCCAUUUAGAUUAUAACUGGUUAGAAUUGUCCCAUAAUAUUAAUAGCACUUUUAUAUUAGUCACAAAUUAAUCACAAAUAGCACUAUAUCAAUAUUUGCAUUAUUCUUACACUAAAUAAAACAUUGGAUUAGGAUAAAACAAAAAUAUAGACAUGUUCAAUAUAUAUAUAUUUUUUAUUAUGAUAUCAUUAAAGAUACUUCUACUGGUGGUUGAAGUGUUUAAAAUAUACAUUGUGUUUCGUCAAGUGUUUAUAUAAUACUAUAGUGUAUGUGUCUGAAUGAAUACAGUUUUGACACAUUAGCACAUCCAUGAUGAGCAAUAUGAAACUGCUGGGCGAUGUCAAAUAUUUUCAUUGUUUGUUUCUUUGUGUUACUGAAUAGAGGCAUUUUCACCAAGGGAAUUCUUUUAUGUGACUUCCUUAAAAAAAUCAAACAAUUUUAACACAAAGUGAUAACAUCAUAAAAAAAGGGUAAGAAAUACAAUCUUUUUCCUGGAGGCUUAAAUAAAUAUGUGAUGAUGUUUCAUUGGAGGAGGAGCCUAAUCUAUGCAUAUUAUAAACAGCACAAUUCCCCUGAAAGCCACAGCUUUAGCAGAAGCAGGUAUUUUUUUUGACUUG